This is a messenger RNA of Chelonia mydas (Green sea turtle), 1608 nucleotides long. Its product is annotated as immunoglobulin superfamily member 11. The record is from RefSeq and is a predicted model, not a curated record. Lineage: Eukaryota; Metazoa; Chordata; Testudines; Cheloniidae. Gene Ontology annotation, molecular function: ionotropic glutamate receptor binding. Gene Ontology annotation, biological process: homophilic cell-cell adhesion. Gene Ontology annotation, cellular component: cell-cell junction.
AUGGCCCCGAGGGAGAGGACCAGACCCCGCAGCCACCCCAUCGCCCCCACCAGCCUGUGGCUUCUCCACUGCUACCUGUCAGCGGUGGGCGCAGUGAAGGUGUCGGUGGGCGCUGCCAGCAUCCAGGUGGCGAGGGGUGGGAACACACUUCUGCCUUGCAACUUCCACACCACGGCCUCUCUGAGUCGCCUCAACAUCAUCUGGACGGUCACCCCGCUGGUGGAGCCAAACCGCCCCCAGCAGGUCCUGGCCUAUGAGCAGGGAGAGGUGGUGGAGAGUCUGUCCCAGUACACGGGCCGCGUGGGCUUCGCCUUCCCGCCUGCCCAGAGUGCCACCAUCUUCCUCAACGAGACGCGCAGCUCGGACAGCGGGACGUACCAGUGCAGCGUCAUGAACCCACCCGACAGGGACACGCCCAACAUCGGGGUUAUCCAGCUCACCGUGCUUGUGCCCCCCUCCAGCCCCGAGUGCUCCAGCGAGGGGAGUGGGGAGGAAGGGGGGGACAUCCGCCUGUCCUGUGCUGUGCGGGAAGGCGUGCCUGCCCCCACCUUCAGCUGGGAGAAGAUCCCCCCCGACAAGCAGCCCCUGGUGAUGAGCUACACAGAGGCGCGCCGGGCCCUGCUGACCCUGCAGAACCUGACGGCCGCCACCUCGGGCCUGUACCGCUGCAUGGCCUCCAACGCGCUGGGCUCCAGCUCCUGCGCCCUCCAGCUUCGCGUGCGCCUGGCCCCGCAGGGCACGCUGGGCAUCGCGGCAGGCAUCACCAUCACCCUGACCAUGGGGCUGGUGCUGCUGGCUCUCCUAGCCCUGGUGCUCUGGUUGCACCACCAGAGUGUGCGGAAGUGGCCGGAGGAGGAAGUGGAGGAUUCAUACAAUGAGAUCAGAGUCGACAGCCUCUCACCGAGGCAUCUGCUUGUGGCCAAGACCCUCUCCAGCGACAUCCCCAUGGCCAACCAGGCUGCAAAGCCCCUCUGGGUCUUCACCAGCUCCACCCCCAACACCACCUACGCUAACUGCCAGCGCAGGCUGGGUGAGGGGAGUCAGGCAGCGCCGCCCAGGGGGCUGCGACAGCCAGCAUGGGCAGUGCCCCACGGCAGGAGGAGGAGCAGCAGCAGCCACUCCGAGGAGUCCCUGCCAGGCAGCCAGUCGGAGGAGCCCGCCUGGCACCCUUCGUGCCACCGAGAGCCAGCCCCAGCCAAGGCGCUUCCCCAAGCACCCUGGAUUCCUGGUCUAGGGGCAGCAGGUCCAAUGGGCACAGAAAUUGCCCCGGGGGGGGGGGGGCGAUGCCAGCAGCCAGGUCUCCCUGGGCAGGCACAUGCCUGUGCACAUGCAGCAGCCUUGGGCCAAGCUGCUCCCACCUGCCUGGCUCCAGUGGGUGCUCUGGACAGCCCCACCCUGCCAUCAACCCCCCCCCCCCCCCAAGCCAGCCCCGUGUCUCUUGGCACUCAGCCCCCAGGCCCUUUCCCUUGGGCAAAGCCCCCGCGCUGGAUAGCCCCACUCUGGGGAGGCAGCCGGCCAGCCCCGAGCCCAGGGGCCAGGCAGGUGGCAGCCCUGGAGGCUUCUGCCUAGCACCCAGGUCACAUAGAGGCUGGGCAGAGGCAGGAUUAG